Molecule: messenger RNA, 1146 nt
Organism: Scheffersomyces stipitis CBS 6054
Lineage: Eukaryota; Fungi; Ascomycota; Pichiomycetes; Serinales; Debaryomycetaceae
Product: multifunctional nuclease
Exons: 2
Coding region: 1-1146 (381 amino acids)
Cellular component (GO): cytoplasm; nucleus
Molecular function (GO): 5'-flap endonuclease activity; DNA binding; 5'-3' exonuclease activity
Source: RefSeq, a predicted model, not a curated record
AUGGGUGUGAAAGGACUCAACCAGCUCAUUAAAGAGCAUUCACCUGGUGCCUUCAAGGAGUUUCAGUUGAAAAACUUAUUUGGUCGUAAAGUUGCUAUCGAUGCCUCCAUGUGCUUGUACCAGUUCCUUAUUGCCGUCAGACAAUCAGAUGGGCAGCAAUUGACCAACGAGAGCGGAGAAACGACAUCUCACUUGUCUGGUAUGUUCUACAGAACAAUCCGUAUGGUGGAAAACAAUAUCAAGCCAGUAUACGUCUUUGACGGAAAACCUCCUGUCUUAAAAGGAGGCGAACUUGAAAAGAGAUUAUUGAAAAGAGAAGAAGCUCAAAAGCAGAUUGAUUCUAUCAAGGAUACUGGAACUGUGGCAGAAGUAAUGAAGUUUGAGAAAAGACUUGUUAGAGUCUCCAGAGAGCAAAAUGACGAGGCAAAGAAGCUUCUAGAACUCAUGGGAAUACCGUACGUAAAUGCGCCCUGUGAAGCCGAAGCUCAAUGUGCCGAAUUAGCUAGAACUGGAAAGGUGUUUGCAGCUGCUUCCGAAGAUAUGGACACCUUGUGCUAUGAACCACCUUACUUGUUGAGGCACUUGACUUUUGCCGAAGCCAGAAAGAUGCCGAUCAACCAGAUCACCUACUCGGAAGCAAUUGCUGGGUUGGAAAUGACAAAACCGCAAUUCAUCGAUAUGUGUAUUCUUCUUGGUUGUGACUACUGUGAAACCAUCAAGGGAGUGGGUCCCGUUACAGCCUACAAGCUUAUCAAGGAACAUGGCUCAUUAGAAAAGAUCAUUGAACACAUCAAUAGCAACCCUACUUCCAAGUAUAAAGUGCCAGAAAACUGGCCGUACGAUGAAGCCAGACAGUUAUUCAUGGAUCCAGAGGUCACAAAAGGUGAAGAAGUCACUUUGAAGUGGAAAGAGCCAGAUGUAGAAGGACUUAUCCAAUACAUGGUCAGAGAAAAGGGAUUCAGCGAAGACAGAAUCAGAAGCGGAGCAGAAAAGUUGAAGAAGGGAUUGAAAACAGGAGUCCAGGGAAGAUUGGAUGGAUUCUUUCUGGUUGUAGCUAAACCUGGAGCUAAGGCUGGAGACAAGAAGGGUGAUAAGAAGAGAGGUAGUGAUUCCAAAGCUAGUAACAACAAGAAGAAAAGAAAGUGA